CGUCAUUAAUGCAUUGUGGUUUCGAUACCACAUAAUGGACAAGAUAUUUCUCCCUUACCUUCAACAAAUUGAACCACAUGCCCAGUUUACAUUCAAUCUUCCGAUAAUAGAGUCGUCACUGGGGACGAAGUACUUUGCCAAAGUAGGCUCGCUCAGUGAACGAGAGCAGUUCGUGGGAGAGGCAGAGUCACUCGGAGCCAUACACAAUGCUGCACCAGGACUGGCUCCUCGGGUGUUCGCCGCAGCCAGUCCAGAUUAUUCUGCUGCGCAAUAUGAACGGCCCUAUUUCCUGUCGGAAUAUCGGAAUAUCACGAGUCUCGCUUCAAACUUUGAAGCAGGGGAGAAGCUUGGGACGAGGCUGGCUACGGAGCUGCACGUGUACAAGAGCACCAUGGGGUUUGGAUUUCAUGUGCCCACCUUCUGUGGAGCAACGCGACAAGACAACGGCUGGCAUCAAACCUGGGAAGGAUGCUACAGCGCCAUGAUUGGGGGCCUCCUCGUCAAGCUCCACGAUAAAGGCAGGUUUUCAGAACUUUGCACCAAAGGGGAACAUGUGAGGUCCAAAGUGAUCCCAUACUUACUUCGACCCCUCGAGAUUGAGCCGGUGCUAUUGCAUGGCGACCUAUGGAGCGGUAAUGUAGGCAUAGAUGAUUCAUCAGGUCAACCUGUUAUCUUUGAUCCAUCAUCUUACUACGGCCACAAUGAAGCUGAUCUAGCUAUUGCUCGUAUCUUUGGCGGAUUUCCACGUAGCUUUUUUGAAAAGUACCAUGAACAUCUGCCCAAGACCAAACCUGUGGAUCAGUACGAGCUCAGAGCGGACCUUUACGAGCUGUACCAUUAUCUAAACCACACCGUCCUGUUUGGAAGUUCAUAUGCAGGAAGUGCUCUGCGCAAGAUGAAUACACUUCUUGGGGCUUGCUCGUGUAUCGAUAAUACACGAGCCUUAACACAACCGAGAACUACUUAUCAUAUAUAGCAAGCCAACCAGUGGUCGAUGGAACAUUGUAUCUUCGUGACAAUUUCUCGACGACUACGAAUUCCAACGCUGUAGAUCUAUAUGUACACAUAGCCCACAGCCCUAAGAUGUCCUGUAGCUGUGGCAUCGU
Molecule: messenger RNA, 1106 nt
Organism: Suillus paluster
Lineage: Eukaryota; Fungi; Basidiomycota; Agaricomycetes; Boletales; Suillaceae
Product: Fructosamine/Ketosamine-3-kinase
Exons: 5
Coding region: 35-976 (313 amino acids)
Source: RefSeq, a predicted model, not a curated record